Cloeon dipterum is the source of this 1508-nucleotide messenger RNA. RefSeq names its product eukaryotic translation initiation factor 3 subunit e (gene eIF3e). Gene Ontology annotation, molecular function: translation initiation factor activity. The coding region runs from base 115 to 1440 and encodes 441 amino acids. Gene Ontology annotation, cellular component: eukaryotic translation initiation factor 3 complex; cytoplasm; nucleus. NCBI's taxonomy places the organism in Eukaryota, Metazoa, Arthropoda, Insecta, Ephemeroptera, Baetidae. Gene Ontology annotation, biological process: translational initiation. The record is from RefSeq and is a predicted model, not a curated record. The transcript has 9 exons.
AGCCACUGGUGCCGCUGCCGCUGCCUCCUUGCGAACCACGUUGUAGGGAUUGUUUUCGGCGUUCUCAUGCCAAUUUAUCGGUAGUUAUUCGUGCAAAUUAGCUUUUCCAGCACGAUGGCGAAGUUUGAUUUAACUCAUAAGUUAGGGCAGUAUUUGGACCGGCAUUUGGUGUUUCCGCUCCUCGAGUUUUUGUCUGCAAAACAGAUCUACGAUGAAACUGAACUUCUGCAAGGGAAGCUCGAUAUCCUUAGCAAAACCAACAUGUUGGAUUAUGCGAUAGACAUCAGGAAGCAGUUGCAUCCCAAUGCUGAAGUUCCAGAGGACCUGAAAAUAAAAAGAGCGCAAGUUGUGGCAGAGCUAACUGAACUGCAAAACGAGGUGGAGCUUGUCUACAAGCUCAUGCAGAACGAGGAAGUGAUGCAGACGAUGGAAACGAUGCGAGACCCCAAAGUUUUGCUGAGCCAUCUCACCAAGGAAUAUGAUUUCAAAAUUGACAUGAUGGAUAAUUUGGUGAAGUUUGCCAAAUACAGAUACGAGUGUGGAAACUACUCUGUGUCCACCAGCUACCUGUACUUCUACAUGCUCAUCAUGCCACCUACAGAUAAGAACUAUCUGAAUGUCCUGUGGGGAAAACUGGCCUCCGAGAUCUUGGUCCAGAACUGGGACACCGCCCUUGACGACCUGAACAAGUUGAGAGAGUUCAUUGACUCAAAUGCAUUUGCAAAUCCGCUGCAAGUUCUGCAGCAGAGGACGUGGCUCAUUCACUGGAGUCUGUUUGUCUUCUUCAAUCAUGCCAAGGGACGAGACCACAUCAUCGAGAUGUUCUUGUACAGGCCCAAUUACCUAAAUGCCAUCCAGACGAUGUGCCCACACAUUCUGAGAUACCUGGCUACUGCUGUAGUGAUCAACAGAUCGAGACGAAAUGCUCUGAAUGCGCUCAAGGAUUUGGUUAAAGUCAUCCAACAGGAGUCAUAUACCUACAGAGAUCCCAUUACUGAGUUCUUGGAGCAUCUCUACGUCAACUUUGACUUUGAUGGUGCCAGGCAGAAGCUGAACGAGUGCCAGGAAGUUUUGUACAACGACUUCUUCCUUAUUGCCUGCCUUGAUGAGUUCGUGGAAAACGCGCGUUUGAUGAUUUUCGAAACAUUCUGUCGCAUUCACCAAUGCAUCACCAUUGGCAUGCUGGCUGAGAAACUGAACAUGAACCCUGAGGAGGCUGAAUGCUGGAUUGUCAAUCUCAUUCGAAAUGCUAGGCUAGACGCCAAAAUUGACUCUAAAAUGGGGCAUGUUGUGAUGGGAGCCCAACCAGCCUCUCCCUACCAAGUUCUGUUGGAGCGAGUUGACACUUUAUCCGUGAGGUCGGAGGCACUGCAAAACCUGAUUGAACGCAAAGUUAAGGCGAAAUCACAGGAUAACCGAUGGAACAAUAACGACUUCUAAGUGCAAGCUGAUUCUGGAGGUUAACAGUACACUUUUUUCAUUGUGGUAAUAAAAACAAGUUGGAAAUA